AUGAGUUCAUCUAUAACAAAAAGCAAAGGCUCAUCAAAACUACCUUUGAAACCAAUUCAACCAACUCAAUACUGGACUUUUGAAAAUGCAUUGAAUUUAAUUAAAACAUGUGAAGAUCCAUAUUUAUUAGAUGCGUUGGAUGAUUUUUUGUUAUUGAUAAAAGAUGUAAUACUAGAUCCACAACCAUUUAGAGCAACAAAUAAAUCCAUAAAGAUUAAAUCAGAUACGAAAGAGAUCUCGAUUCAUAGUAUACUAUAUACUGACAUAACACCUAAAAUGGUUGAAGAUGGAGAAAUCAUUAGUACAAAGUUGGAUCUUGAUAUUAAAGAAGUAAUUAGAGUAAUAAGUCAAACAAGCAAAAAAAUCCCACCAAAGUCAAGUCCCAAACUAAAUUUCAAAAGCAAAUUAUACGAUGAAAAAGAUCACGAAUUUGAAUCUGAAAACAUUAACCUUUACAUACUAAAUAUUUUAAGAGAAAGAAGGAUUGUCUUGAAAAUUGCAUUGGAGCUUGCAAAUAAUAAAACAAAUCAUUAUGCGUCAUCAGUAAUACGAAAUAUUGGCAAAGAAUUAUUUUUGUCGGACUCAUACCUCAAAUCAUUACUUAGUUCAAUUAAAAGUACAGCACUGUUUUUAAUUAGCGAAUCAUACAGUACCGGAUUAUCAGAUCAAAUAGAUCAAACUAUAUACAACGAGACUGUUAUAUUUCUCAUUCAAUCUUGUAAAUUAUUAAUUGAAUUGUCAAUACAGAAUCCUUUGGUAAACAAGUUAAUAGUAAAAGAAUGGUUUGAGCUUUUACGUGUUACAAAAUUUGGAGUAGCAUUGGGUUCUCAAAGAUUAUAUCAGGAAGCAUAUGAAUUAAUACAAGCAUUAUUCACAGUAAUAACAGUUGAAUUUUUGGAUCUUGAGAACGCCUAUGAAUCUGAAAAUGAAAAUAAGGAUUCAUUUUUGGGUGACCUAGAAACAUUUGAAUUUAUCAAUAAUAUUUGUACCAGUGAUUACAACAAUAACUCAGUAAUAAUAUUUAGUUGGACAAUCAUACUAUUAAGAAAAUCUUUCUUCCUUCAAGAGAAUCCAGACUCUCCCGUAUCUAAAAUUUUUGAAUCUAAAUUCAGUAUCUCAUCAAUUGAUAGAAUUGUCAAUCAAUUGAAUAAAAAGAGUCUAAAUUUCGAUGUUUUUGGUUUAUUAAGAAAAGUUAAUGAUUUAUUGAAAUAUGAUCCUUUGUAUUCUGCUAUAUUAUCAACAGUCAUAACUUCAUCAGUGGCAUUAUUAGAGCUCACACCUGAGAUUACUGGCACAAUAUUAUGUGUGAUACGGAACUGUCCAAAUAAUAUUGUUGAAAAUUUUUUUAGUAAUGAAGCUACAAUUGAUACCUUUAUAGUUGCAAGGGCAAAAUUCCCACUUUUAUUAUCUCCAUAUAUCAAAUUGGCAUCCAUCAAUGGUAAUUUUGCAUUACAUGAAUUUAAUGAUUUGAAAUCAUACAUUCAAAACUACAAAAAGGACUACUUCACACAACAAUAUCAAAUAGAUGAACAAAAUCCAGAACUAAUACAAAUUACAAAUGAACUCAAUGUAUAUCCACCAUUUGAGUCAAAUAAUAAAUUAGCAAUGGCUUUAACAACAGGAACAAAAGCAAAAAUCUUACCAGCUGCAAGUCAGGAUGAAGUUUUGGUAACGUUUCUUUAUCAAUAUAACGGCUGGGCUUUUGUUGGUAGGGUUUUACAAAAUCUUCUGAAGAGCUUUAAUAAUAAAGAUGUGUUAAAACAAGAGAUUAUUGUUGACAUUUUAAAUUUGAUGAAUAACGUUGCGUUAGAUAAUGGUACUGAAGAACUUAAAUUAAUGUUAGAGUCCAUGUCAGCAUAUACUGAUGAUACUGAUAUUUUGGAAAUUGUACUUAGCUUUUUGGAACAAUCAUUGCACUCUAGAGAUGUUUCAAUAUUGACUGCUGCAAUGAAUUUGUUGACAACAUUAUUGCCAGUUGUUUCCAAUAGAAUAUGGCCAUAUUUAGCAAAAUCUGCAUUACUUUCCAGAGAUGGUAAAGAAGGAUUGGCUUCGGUUAUUUUUGGUGCUGUGGAGAUGGUCAAUGGAGAGUAUAAAUUUUCAGCCUCACUCAUAAAUUUUGCUUCAUCAUUGAUAAAGGAUUGUAUGUCAUUAGAGAAUAAUUAUCCAUCAAAAACAAAGAGUGAUUAUUUAUACAAAAUUUCAGGUCAUUUAGUAUUUUUAUUUGAAAAUAUUUCCUUUUGUCGUUUUAAUCAUUUUAGUGAAAAAAUGCAGAUAAGUAUAUCAUUAUUGAAAUUUUCUUCCACAGUUUUAACUACAGCGUUUGGAGUUCAAGAGGGAACUAUUCCAGAAAACAAAAUUACAAAUGUAUUUGCUUCAAGUGCCAAAUAUAUACUAGAGUCAUUUUCGGCAAUUUCAAUUAAUUCUGCUCGUGCAAUCAUACCCUUGCUAAAUGUUAUAGAGGCAGUGUCGCUGAACUUAAACUUAAUAGAAUUAUCUGACAGUACAGGAGCUUGGUACGAUAAUUAUAUAAAAUGCUCAUUCACAUUUUCAAAACUAAUCAUUGACUUGAGAAGUAACUUGAAGUUAAAACCACUGGCUUUUGAACGUGAAUUAUUUAAAAACUCGGUUCAGUUGGUCAAGAUAUUUGCAGGUGUUGAAUCCUACAGAACUACAUCCUUAGAUUUGCUUACCAGUUUAGUGGGUGCUGACUGGCUUGAUGAAGCAACUCCUUCGUUAUUAUCGAAUUUGGGAAGUAGUGGUGCUCAGAUAUUGAAAAAUUCCUUAGCAGUUGGAUUAGAUAAUUCUUUUGAUGAUUACAAGGUUAAAAUCUCAUUGGAUGAUUUUAUAUGUGCUGUAAUGAGCAGUACUCAAGAAGGAUUAAUUGUUUUAUUUAAUACUGGAAAAGAUGCAUAUGAAGAUCAAAAGAAUGAUAUCAAGAAAGAACCAAAAUUAUCAUUAGUUCAGAUUUUGAAGAAAAAUUUAAGGGAAAUUAAAUACUAUCCUAAUUCAGUCAGUAUACACUUAAUUGAUGCUAUAGCUUUAUCUUGCAAUUCAUGGACAACUGUAAAAGAAACAAAAUUUGAUGAAGAAUUUAUUGAUUUAUUACUAGAUAGAAUUAAAAUACAAAUCACAGAUCCACCAAAAUCAAUCGAAGGUUACGUUAGCAGAUGCUAUGAAGUUAAGCGUGUUUCAAAGAUCGCAGAUAUAUUAGCAUUAUAUUUAUUUACCACAAAAAAUGAAAAAUGUAAAAAGAAAAUAAUUGAUUCAAUUAAUUCAAAAGAAUUCAUUGAAGUAGCUGAGAAUAAAUUUGAAAUUCACAAUUACCAAGCGUCUUUACAAACUAAUUUAGAAGAUUCUUUCCAUUCAGCUUAUCCAAAUUUAAAGCUUUCACAAUUUACUACUUCAUUGCAUAAAAGAGAUGAAGUCAGUUCCGGUGCAAUUUACAACUUGAAAUUAAUGGAUAUAUUGUUCCAAAAUUCAAGUGAAUGGACCCAAAUUAAAGAACAAAUCAUAGCAUCAAGUAUAAAUACACAAUAUCUGGAAGCUCAAUUGAAUGGUGCACAAUCAUUUAAAGUUUUAUUGACUAGUUUUUGUCGUCGAUAUGAAGGUAAAUUGGUUGUUGAGUAUCUAAAUUUUAUCAACUUUUUAUUAAAAACUAAUAUUGACGAAAAUUUACCAACUGAACAAUUCAGAUCCAUAUAUUUUGAAAGAAUUGACUUGGGCUUUUAUUUAAUUUAUUCAUUCUUCACAAGAAAAGUUGAAAGUCAAGGAGAAAAAGUAUUGGAAAUUUUGAAAAGUGCAAGCACUUUAUUAACUUCAAAUGGUAUGAACUUUGCAUCAGACUUAUCUUGCUCAAGUGGAACAUAUAGACCAUUAUUACGAAUCAUAUUCUGUGCUUUGAAUAUGAUAGAAGAUAAUUCAUCAAUAAUUUUAGGCUUUUCAAGUUUAUUUGAAAAUUUAUUCGAAUCAAUAGUUACAAAAAGUAUAAAAGUUUUAUCAAUUGAAUUACAAAAUGAUAUAUACCUAUCUAAAAAUAGUGGUAAAAAGGAAUUGUCAUCAAAAGUGUAUGAGGAAUAUGAUGAUUUAUCAUUAGUUUUAUCAAUUCUUAAAGUAUUUAUGAAUUUAAAAACAAAUGGACCAAUGUUGAACAACAAAAUGGCAUCAUUAAUUGAACAGUCCAAUACUAGCAAGACAUUAAUUAAUAUGUACACAUAUUCAUAUCAAAUUGAAAUAAAUGAAGAAUUUGGCUUUGCUCAAUUAAGUUUAAUGUUUUUAUUAGAAUUUAUGUCAAUCGAAUCAGUUGCUAAUAGUAUUAUUAAUUCUGGAUUAUAUGUUACAUUAUUAGAAAGUCCAAUUUCGAAACCAAUAAGAAAAGGAGAAUUAUCAAUUACAAAUAAUACUAAAUAUUAUAAAUUGUGGAUAAAUGGAAUUUUACCAAUAAUUAUAACAAGUAUUUAUAAAUUAGGUGCAAUAGUAGUACCUGAAAUAUGUGUUGCUUUACAAUUAUUUGAAAAACAAAUUGAUUUUUGUUUUAAUAGUUGGAGUAAUGAUUCAUCAAGUAUUAAAAUUUCAUCAGCAAUGUUAAUUGAAACUAAUCAAUUAAUAGUCAUUUAUGAUUUAUUAAAAGCAAUGAAUGUUGAAGAAUAUUUAAAAACUCAAUUACCUCAUAUUAUUUUGGGAAAUGAAGAUAUAGAUAUGAGAAUACUACCAGGUAUUGAAUCAGCAUCCAAAAGAGAUGAUUUUAUUGAUUGUAUUGAUAAUUUAUUAAAACAUCCUAAAUUUUUAACAUCUCGUAUUAUCCCCAGUUCAAAUGAAGAACAAGUUUUAUUUGAAAGAGGUGGUUUAGAAUUUGAUAAAUUUGUUAAAAAGAUAUUUGAAGAAAUUAGAGGUUUGAAAACUAUUAUAAGUGAUGAUUAA
Lodderomyces jiufengensis is the source of this 4917-nucleotide messenger RNA. RefSeq names its product Nup188p (gene NUP188). Gene Ontology annotation, molecular function: structural constituent of nuclear pore. The record is from RefSeq and is a predicted model, not a curated record. NCBI's taxonomy places the organism in Eukaryota, Fungi, Ascomycota, Pichiomycetes, Serinales, Debaryomycetaceae. The transcript has a single exon. Gene Ontology annotation, cellular component: nuclear pore inner ring. Gene Ontology annotation, biological process: RNA export from nucleus; protein import into nucleus. Bases 1 to 4917 code for a protein of 1638 amino acids.